GAUACUUUGACGUCUCAACAAGCACGCUUUUCGCCUAAUUCAGGGUCCGUCACACAACAUCGAUCCUGUGCCACCCAUCCGAAGCACAGAUCUGAUGGUAGACCACUGCGUCAUCUCGGAGGUUUUCUAGACGAGGUGUGUUUCUUUGAACAUGCUGCACGUCAUGCCAAUUAGUUUUGGAUUCUUUGGUGUUCUUGGUGGUUUCAUAGCAUUUGCAAUGUUUUCCUGUGUGGAGGGAGAGGGCAAUGAGUUUCCAGCCUGGACGAGAGGACCAGAAAUCCAACUCAGCCACCUUACACAUCAACGAAGCAGACCGUUUCGCAGCCUACACAUGGACCAGCCCCAGUGACAUCAAAUCUCUCCAACGGCAGUACUACAUGCAGCAGGAUUACUG
Molecule: messenger RNA, 394 nt
Organism: Mollisia scopiformis
Lineage: Eukaryota; Fungi; Ascomycota; Leotiomycetes; Helotiales; Mollisiaceae
Exons: 2
Coding region: 152-349 (65 amino acids)
Source: RefSeq, a predicted model, not a curated record